Messenger RNA from Drosophila willistoni, 1839 nucleotides. RefSeq names its product rab GDP dissociation inhibitor alpha (gene Gdi). The transcript is spliced from 3 exons. Lineage: Eukaryota; Metazoa; Arthropoda; Insecta; Diptera; Drosophilidae. Gene Ontology annotation, molecular function: Rab GDP-dissociation inhibitor activity. Gene Ontology annotation, biological process: small GTPase-mediated signal transduction; vesicle-mediated transport; protein transport. The coding region runs from base 317 to 1648 and encodes 443 amino acids. The record is from RefSeq and is a predicted model, not a curated record. Gene Ontology annotation, cellular component: cytoplasm.
UUUGUAUUUGUCUAAAAUCGGUCAAAAUUUGUUGUAAUUGUGAAAUGUUGAAAUUCCGCGCCACUUAGAGUUUCCACCCCCAUUCAAGUCGACUCGCUGCUCCUCAACACUGCAACACAAACGAAACUUUGCACCAAAGAUAACGAGCGAAGGCGUAGCAAAGAGGAAAGAGCAAGAACUGAAACGAGUAGAGAAAAUUUAUUGAACGCAAUUCUAACAGCAGCCGCAACGUCGUCGCCAAGUGAAAAAAUUUUUCGAUUGUGCUUGUAAUUUAAUUUAAUAAUAAAAAAGAGGAAAACUUGCUGCCGUAGCCAAAAUGAAUGAGGAAUACGACGCAAUUGUGCUGGGCACUGGCCUGAAGGAGUGCAUACUCAGUGGCAUGCUGUCCGUUUCCGGCAAGAAAGUCUUGCAUAUUGAUCGUAAUAAAUACUAUGGCGGCGAAUCAGCCUCGAUAACGCCGCUGGAGGAGCUCUUCCAGCGCUAUGGCUUGGAGGCGCCCGGUGAACGAUUCGGGCGUGGCCGGGAUUGGAAUGUCGAUUUGAUACCCAAAUUCCUGAUGGCCAAUGGACAAUUGGUGAAACUGUUAAUACACACGGGCGUGACCCGCUAUCUGGAGUUCAAGUCGAUUGAGGGCAGUUACGUUUACAAGGGUGGAAAAAUUGCCAAAGUGCCGGUUGAUCAAAAGGAGGCUCUGGCAUCUGAUCUCAUGGGUAUGUUCGAGAAGCGUCGCUUCCGCAACUUCCUCAUCUAUGUGCAGGACUUCAGGGAAGAUGAUCCAAAGACCUGGAAGGAUUUCGAUCCAACUAAAGCCAAUAUGCAGGGAUUGUAUGAUAAGUUUGGAUUGGAUAAGAAUACGCAGGAUUUCACUGGCCAUGCCCUGGCCUUGUUCCGUGAUGAUGAGUAUUUGAAUGAGCCGGCUGUUAAUACCAUAAGACGCAUUAAGUUAUAUUCCGAUUCAUUGGCGAGAUAUGGCAAAUCGCCAUAUCUGUAUCCAAUGUACGGUCUGGGUGAAUUGCCUCAGGGAUUCGCUCGUCUCUCGGCUAUCUAUGGCGGCACCUAUAUGCUGGACAAGCCCAUCGAUGAAAUUGUUUUGGGUGAAGGCGGCAAGGUGGUGGGUGUGCGUUCUGGCGAUGAAAUUGCCAAAUGCAAGCAGGUCUAUUGCGAUCCCAGUUAUGUGCCCGAUAAGGUUCGCAAGCGUGGCAAGGUUAUACGUUGUAUUUGCAUCUUGGAUCAUCCGGUGGCCAGCACCAAGGAUGGUCUUUCCACUCAAAUUAUCAUUCCACAGAAGCAAGUUGGUCGCAAAUCGGACAUUUAUGUAUCAUUGGUUAGCUCCACCCAUCAGGUGGCUGCCAAGGGUUGGUUUGUCGGCAUGGUAUCCACAACUGUGGAAACUGAUACUCCCGAGGUGGAGAUUAAGCCUGGCCUCGAUUUGCUCGAACCGAUAGCACAAAAGUUCGUUACAAUUUCCGAUUAUUUGGAGCCAAUCGAUGAUGGUACCGAUUCGCAAAUAUUCAUCUCGGAAUCCUAUGAUGCUACCACGCAUUUUGAGACCACUUGUUUGGAUGUUUUGAACAUUUUCAAGCGCGGCACUGGAGAGAUUUUCGAUUUUUCGAAAAUCAAGCAUGAAUUGGGCGAUGAGGAGCAGUAAAGGAUCGAUUCAACAACAUUUUUGGGAUGAAGGCGGCGUGUUUUCAAAGGACGAGCAGAUGCGUCCGGAUUAUCAUGGUGCAUUUUCUAAGCUCAACAACCGAACUAUAAAAACUGAAACAACAUUUCGCAAAACAAAAAUAACCACCGCAUUAACAUCAUUUUAGCGACGUGGCCAAAAAAAAAUAUAUA